AUGACAAAAUGGGAUCGAUCUUAUCAAAAAGAAAAUAAAUCAUUGGAGUUUGAUGACAGCAAUUCUUCUACAAAAGACCGUUUGCAAAGGCUCGGAUACACAACUGGAUACGGAACCCUUAAUAGUUAUCCAGCUACAACAGGCAUUGCUGCGUACAACCCAAUUAAAUUGGACUUGGGAGGAGUUGUUUUAGGCACACUUGUGGGAAUUGGUGCCAUUAUAAUAAUACCAAAGCUGUUAAGUGCUUUUCAUGGUGGCUAUGCCGGAUAUGGGCGAAGUGAAAAUGAGAACGAUGCUUCCCAAAUAACCAACUUCGUAAAUAAGAUAGACGACAUAUUGCGCCAACACAAUAUUGACUCCACUAGUUGUAUGCAACGAGCUGUGUGUAGUUACGUGCGAUCCACAGAAUUCAGCAUGCAGAAAGGAUUGGGCGAUCAAAUGGACGAAUUUGUUCACAUUUUAACCGAGAAUUCUCUUACGGAUUAUAUGUUGGAUGGAACGGCAAUCAAAGAAGCACUUGAUCAAGGAAGAAACUUAAACGCAAAGCCUUGCGGACACAUUUACUCAAACUGCCCGGUGAAUUCGGAAACAAUGAUAAAAAUGUUAAAUAAGUUUCUACCAAUGCCAACAAAUUCUCAAAAAACGACAUUCAAUUGA
This is a messenger RNA of Musca vetustissima, 657 nucleotides long. RefSeq lists its product as uncharacterized. The transcript has 4 exons. The coding region runs from base 1 to 657 and encodes 218 amino acids. The record is from RefSeq and is a predicted model, not a curated record. Lineage: Eukaryota; Metazoa; Arthropoda; Insecta; Diptera; Muscidae.